Scylla paramamosain (green mud crab) is the source of this 664-nucleotide messenger RNA. RefSeq names its product NADH dehydrogenase [ubiquinone] 1 alpha subcomplex subunit 13-like (gene ND-B16.6). The record is from RefSeq and is a predicted model, not a curated record. The transcript is spliced from 4 exons. The coding region runs from base 67 to 516 and encodes 149 amino acids. Lineage: Eukaryota; Metazoa; Arthropoda; Malacostraca; Decapoda; Portunidae.
CAAUCUCCCGAAAAAUCUGCAUCAAUCAGCUGUUCGGAGUCUGAAGUCACUCUCAGCCGGGUCAAGAUGGCGGCCACACCAACACAAGAUUUGCCUCCCAAGGGCGGUUAUGCCCCCGUAAACUUCACCAGGAUCCCCGCGAGGAGUUAUUUCAACGGGUACCAGCUGUUUGCAGGGUUUGGUGUGGUGUCAGCUGUUGCUUGCUACAUGUACUACAAGACCUACAGCCUCGUCAGGCGCGAGGAUAUUGAAAUGAGAAGCGGGCGGCUGGCUGUCGAACCUCUCCUAUUAGCUGAGAGAGACCGCGAGUUUCUUAAGCAAAUCAGGCGGAACAGAGAUGAGGAGGCUCGGCUAAUGGCAAAUGUUGAGGGCUGGGAAGUCGGGACGUACCACGGAGAACGGAUUUAUAAGACAAUUCCGAGUGAGCGAUUCAUAGAUCCAGUAAUCAAUGAAUAUUUUGCUCAUGGCCCUUCGAAGGCUUAUACUGAUAAUGCUUUCUUCUCCCUGUUUUCGUAGAGAGAGAGAGAGAGAGAGAGAGAGAGAGAGAGAGAGAGAGAGAGGGAGAGAGAGAAAGAUUUAAGAUGCUGUUGGUGUAUUUGUAAAUAUUUCAAUUGUAAGAGGAAGAGGAAGAAUUUUGCUGUUUAAAUAAAGAGUUAAUAUAGAA